This is a messenger RNA of Papaver somniferum (opium poppy), 543 nucleotides long. The record is from the annotation of a RefSeq genome assembly. Lineage: Eukaryota; Viridiplantae; Streptophyta; Magnoliopsida; Ranunculales; Papaveraceae.
AUGCUCCCUAUGGUAACUGGGUUCAUUAAUUAUGGUCAACAAACAGUAAGAGCUGCAAGAUAUAUUGGUCAAAGUUUCAUGAUUACCUUAUCCCACACGAAUCGUUUACCCGUAACUAUUCAAUAUCCUUAUGAAAAAUUGAUCACAUCAGAGCGUUUCCGCGGUCGAAUCCACUUUGAAUUUGAUAAAUGCAUUGCUUGUGAAGUAUGUGUUCGUGUAUGCCCUAUAGAUCUGCCCGUAGUUGAUUGGAAAUUGGAAACGGAUAUUCGAAAAAAGCGAUUGCUUAACUAUAGUAUUGAUUUUGGAAUCUGUAUUUUUUGUGGGAACUGCGUCGAGUAUUGUCCAACAAACUGUUUAUCAAUGACUGAAGAAUAUGAACUUUCUACAUAUGAUCGUCACGAAUUGAAUUAUAAUCAAAUUGCUUUGGGUCGGUUACCAAUGACAGUAAUUGGAGAUUACACGAUUCGAACCAUUAUGAAUUCUACUCAAAUAAAAAAAGCCACGGGUAAACUCCUUGAUUCAAGAACUAUUACCGAUUACUAA